This is a messenger RNA of Nasonia vitripennis (jewel wasp), 1711 nucleotides long. RefSeq names its product F-box only protein 6. Gene Ontology annotation, cellular component: SCF ubiquitin ligase complex; cytoplasm. The transcript has 5 exons. The coding region runs from base 310 to 1218 and encodes 302 amino acids. Gene Ontology annotation, molecular function: ubiquitin protein ligase activity; protein binding. Lineage: Eukaryota; Metazoa; Arthropoda; Insecta; Hymenoptera; Pteromalidae. The record is from RefSeq and is a predicted model, not a curated record. Gene Ontology annotation, biological process: glycoprotein catabolic process; SCF-dependent proteasomal ubiquitin-dependent protein catabolic process.
AUAUAUACCCACACACACACACACACAUUAUAUGUACUUGACGUUUAGCAGACGAUAAAUCCCGUAAGCAUAAACGUAAACAAAAAUUAAUAGUAAAGAAGCAGGUAGCUGACAUAUCGUGUAUACUUGACGAACUUUCCGUAAACAGACUUCCCGAAUACUCAAAUUUGCCGAGAAAAUUUACGGAGUAUUAGUGAGCAAAAGUUUAUAAUUUCAGUGCAAUUGUUGUAUGAAAUAGAAGGUCUGCUAUUUUUCUACUUUUAGUUGUCGUUUUACUGUUCCUCUAAAUUCUACCAUAGCGCAAUUGCUAUGGGACAAAUAAGUGAUAAGUUGAAAAGUAUGGCUGUGUCAGAAGAACGAGUGGCCUACGAUGAAGCAAGCAACAAUGGGUUGAUCAUCAGAGAAAAUUAUAUCCCCGAAGAGUUGCUCUGUGAGAUACUUUGUUAUGUUGAUCACAAAACUCUGUGCAAUUGUCAGUUGGUCUGCAAGCAGUGGCUUGAACUUAUUCAAGGAUAUGUUUGGCGCAAGAAAGCUGAACGUACAUUGGGCAAAACACUGCCGGUUGAUGAAAAUGCACCAUGGACCAUGUAUUAUUUCAUCUGUGAUAAAAAAGCGUUUGGCAGAAACUUGAUAAAGAACCAUUCUGGAAAAACUAGAGUCAACUCAGACUGGACAAUAGUAAAUGAUGGAGGUGAUGGCUGGAAAGUGGAAAAUCCACCUGUUGGUGUACCGGCACUACCAGAUGAUCCAGUGUUUGAAGGAAAACAGUGUUGCUUUGUCACUUCUUACGAUCGUUGCUGUAAACAGCAAACAAUUGAUUUGUUGGACGAAGGCUUUACAGAAUAUUUACUCGAUAAUUUACAACCUACAAUAAAGGUGAGUGAAUGGUAUAGUUCUCGAUGGGAUUGUCCAGCACUUUAUGUAUGCACCGUUGAAUUGUUACAAAAAGGAGAAGGAUUAAGUGAUGUUAUCCAGUCUUACAAUUUUUCAAAAAUCCUUGAAGGUGAAGAACAAAAUCAAUGGUUUAAAUUUGAACAUGAGUUUAAAAAUUAUGGCCCAGGACUGAGAAAAAUCAGUUUUUCCCAUGGUGGACAAGAUAGAAGUUUUUGGUCUGGAUAUUAUGGCAGUAAAAUGGCAGGUGCUUGUGUAAAACUAGAAAUUCCAGAUUUUCAUCAUAAUGAUGAUUCAGAAAAAGUAGAUAUUGAUAAACAAGAUUAGUAUUUUUAAGAUUUUUUUAUGUAAUUUAAUUAUGAGAGAUAAAUUGUAUAUAUAUAAAGAUGUUCGGUAACUGUGCAUUUGAACACUAUACAGAUAUACCUAUUUGUGUGAAUACUGUGUUGACACAGUUAUUUGUUACUUUUCAAAAUGUCAUAUAUUUAUACAUAACUGUCAAAAAUUAUGAAAAAUUAAAACUUACAAUUAAUAACAGUAUAUAAAUUUUAUAUGCUUGUUGAUAUACUUUUAUAAAUUAUAAUAUUAAGUACUUAAAUUGUUAAACAUAUAAAUUAUGGUAUAAUUUAAAUAAUUUUUCCUUUAAUGAAAUUAGCGCUUAUGUAAUUACUCAACAAUAUUAUUUAUUAGCUAUUAGUUAAAUGAAAUUUUUCACAUUUUAUGUACUUGCAUUAUAUAAACAGUAUUUUUAUAAAUAAUAAGUAAAUAAUUUUGUAAUAUAUCUAUAUUUUAAAAUAAACAGCUUUUUAAAAUUAUUGAA